AUGUCCCGUUUUGCUCAGUCUGAAGCCAGAACAAGUCUUAACGUUCUGAGUUUCGGGGCGAAACCAAACGGAGUUGUAGAUUCGACAAAAGCCUUUUCGGAUGCAUGGGACUCAGCAUGUCGAGUGGAAGAUUCGGCCAUGAUUUACGUGCCAAAAGGAAGGUAUUUGAUUGGUCGGGAGCUUCGGUUUGAAGGAGAAAGCUGCAGAAGCCGUGAGAUAACCUUAAGGAUUGAUGGAACUUUGAUUGGUCCUCAAGAUUAUAAGUUGCUUGGAAAAAAAGAAAAUUGGUUCAGUUUUGUAGGUGUUCACAAUGUUACUCUUCUUGGAGGUUCUUUUGAUGCUAAGGGAUCUACCUUGUGGAGUUGCAAAGCCAAUGGUCAAGACUGCCCUGAAGGUGCAACGACACUGAGAUUCAUGGACUCAUACAACGUGAAGAUCAAAGGAGUAUUGUCAUUGAACAGCCAACUGUUCCACGUAGCAAUCAACCGUUGCAACAAUGUAAAGAUUGAAGAUAUACGUAUCAUAGCACCAGACGAUAGCCCCAACACUGAUGGGAUUCACAUUCAGAAAUCGACUGACAUCGAGGUCAGAAAUGCUUCCAUCAAAACCGGAGACGACUGUAUCUCAAUCGGACCCGGUACAAAGAACUUGAUGAUAGAUGGAAUCGCCUGUGGUCCUGGACAUGGAAUCAGCAUUGGUAGCUUAGCGAAGGAGCUAGAGGAGGAAGGCGUGGAAAACGUGACAGUGAAGAAGGCAGUGUUCGUACGAACGGACAAUGGGCUAAGGAUAAAGUCGUGGCCACGUCAUAGCAAAGGAUUUGUGGAGAGGGUUCGGUUCUUAGGGGCUCGUAUGGUCAAUGUCUCAUAUCCUAUCCUCAUUGACCAGAACUAUUGCCCUGGCGAUUCUUAUUGCCCUUCUGAGGAGUCGGGAAUCAAAAUAAACGAUGUAAUAUACAGUGGAAUCAUGGGAACAUCAGCCACAAAAGUUGCUAUAAAGAUGGAUUGCAGCGAGCGAUUCCCAUGCACUCAGAUUCGAAUGCAGGCAAUUAAUAUAACCUAUCAAGGUGAAGCAGCAAAGACUUCUUGCAUAAAUGUUUCCGGUAAGCAACUUGGUGUGGUUAUACCCAACGGUUGUCUCUGA
This is a messenger RNA of Eruca vesicaria subsp. sativa (arugula), 1140 nucleotides long. NCBI's taxonomy places the organism in Eukaryota, Viridiplantae, Streptophyta, Magnoliopsida, Brassicales, Brassicaceae. The record is from the annotation of a GenBank genome assembly.